Messenger RNA from Brassica napus (rape), 609 nucleotides. Its product is annotated as swi5-dependent recombination DNA repair protein 1 homolog. Lineage: Eukaryota; Viridiplantae; Streptophyta; Magnoliopsida; Brassicales; Brassicaceae. Bases 1 to 609 code for a protein of 202 amino acids. The transcript has a single exon. The record is from RefSeq and is a predicted model, not a curated record.
AUGGUUGAUGGUGAUGGUGGUGACGGCUCUUUCAAGAAACCCGGAGCAGUGCCGUUUAACUGGGAGAUCCGACCCGGUAUCCCCAAGACCCGAGAUUCGACACCCGAUCCUACUCUCCUUCAACCUCCCAAGAAACUUCAUCCUCUCCGUUUACAACAGCUUUCACCUCCGUCAUCUCCCAGACCACGCGCUGUCUCUCCUUUUGCGCCUCCUCCUCCGUAUGUCAAGCCCAAACCACCGUCUGCUUCGGGACCUCCGUCUCCCUACUGGAGAAGUUCAUCAGCUCGAGGUAAACUCGAAUCCGGUUCUCCUAUGCGGCGGUGGCGUCUUCUCAAGUCGUUGAUCGGGCUGAAGAAGAGUAGAAAGAGCCGCGACGUGAAAAAGAAGGAGGGUGAUCAGGAUUCGACGUCAUCACAAUCUGACGAGUUCUACGAAUCGGGGACGACGUUUUCGCAGUCGGAAGGUUCAAGCAGGGGAUCGGUGGGCACGAGCUGGAGCUCGCCGCAUUCGUCAUCGUCUUCUUCGUCUUCUCUGAAACGUAACGAGUCGGAUCUAAGCUCCUCUGAGAAAAAAGUCAUGUUAAUGAUGGCUCGUGCGCACCUCGGUUAG